AUGGCUCGUGGUGUGUGGGUCGUCGCCUUCGGCUGCAUGUGCCUGUGGGCGCUGAGUGGCCACAACUUCGUGAACGGGCCAGCCACGCAGGCUCGUGAGGUCUCCGUGGCUGUAGCUUCGGAGAUGGAGAUGCCAGCUGAAAGGCCCGGCUACUACCCAGUGGGCAACGCAAAGAGGACGGCACCCUAUGGUGAGCGUGACCCUCUGCCCGAGGGUUACGGCAUCCGCACUGGCCUGUCGGACCUUCUGAAGCCGCUGAAUGCCGAGGCGGGCGUCGUGGCCAAGGAGGACAGCAUCCCCACCGUGCUCGUGAUGGUUUUCGGCAUCGUUAUGCUGUUCUUGUUCUACCUGCUUCUCCUUCUGCUCGACAACCAGUCCGUGCUGUUGCCGCCCGAGGACGAGUUCGACGAAUACGUGGAUUUGGAUGUUCGGUGCAUCUGCGGCCAACUUGGUUUGCAAGGGACAUUUUUGAGGGACGUCGCCCAAGCUCCCGCUAUCGUCCUGGCGUUGCAGAUCAUGGCUCGUGGUGUGUGGGUCGUCGCCUUCGGCUGCAUGUGCCUGUGGGCGCUGAGUGGCCACAACUUCGUGAACGGGCCAGCCACGCAGGCUCGUGAGGUCUCCGUGGCUGUAGCUUCGGAGAUGGAGAUGCCAGCUGAAAGGCCCGGCUACUACCCAGUGGGCAACGCAAAGAGGACGGCACCCUAUGGUGAGCGUGACCCUCUGCCCGAGGGUUACGGCAUCCGCACUGGCCUGUCGGACCUUCUGAAGCCGCUGAAUGCCGAGGCGGGCGUCGUGGCCAAGGAGGACAGCAUCCCAACCGUGCUCGUGAUGGUUUUCGGCAUCGUUAUGCUGUUCUUGUUCUACCUGCUUCUCCUUCUGCUCGACAACCAGUCCGUGCUGUUGCCGCCCGAGGACGAGUUCGACGAAUACAUCAUGGCUCGUGGUGUGUGGGUCGUCGCCUUCGGCUGCAUGUGCCUGUGGGCGCUGAGUGGCCACAACUUCGUGAACGGGCCAGCCACGCAGGCUCGUGAGGUCUCCGUGGCUGUAGCUUCGGAGAUGGAGAUGCCAGCUGAAAGGCCCGGCUACUACCCAGUGGGCAACGCAAAGAGGACGGCACCCUAUGGUGAGCGUGACCCUCUGCCCGAGGGUUACGGCAUCCGCACUGGCCUGUCGGACCUUCUGAAGCCGCUGAAUGCCGAGGCGGGCGUCGUGGCCAAGGAGGACAGCAUCCCCACCGUGCUCGUGAUGGUUUUCGGCAUCGUUAUGCUGUUCUUGUUCUACCUGCUUCUCCUUCUGCUCGACAACCAGUCCGUGCUGUUGCCGCCCGAGGACGAGUUCGACGAAUACAUCAUGGCUCGUGGUGUGUGGGUCGUCGCCUUCGGCUGCAUGUGCCUGUGGGCGCUGAGUGGCCACAACUUCGUGAACGGGCCAGCCACGCAGGCUCGUGAGGUCUCCGUGGCUGUAGCUUCGGAGAUGGAGAUGCCAGCUGAAAGGCCCGGCUACUACCCAGUGGGCAACGCAAAGAGGACGGCACCCUAUGGUGAGCGUGACCCUCUGCCCGAGGGUUACGGCAUCCGCACUGGCCUGUCGGACCUUCUGAAGCCGCUGAAUGCCGAGGCGGGUGUCGUGGCCAAGGAGGACAGCAUCCCCACCGUGCUCGUGAUGGUUUUCGGCAUCGUUAUGCUGUUCUUGUUCUACCUGCUUCUCCUUCUGCUCGACAACCAGUCCGUGCUGUUGCCGCCCGAGGACGAGUUCGACGAAUAUGUGGCAAAUUUCCUCCCAUACUUCUUCUUCGGUGAGAAGUGA
Messenger RNA from Symbiodinium natans, 1806 nucleotides. The record is from the annotation of a GenBank genome assembly. Lineage: Eukaryota; Dinophyceae; Suessiales; Symbiodiniaceae.